Molecule: messenger RNA, 852 nt
Organism: Ixodes scapularis (black-legged tick)
Lineage: Eukaryota; Metazoa; Arthropoda; Arachnida; Ixodida; Ixodidae
Exons: 1
Coding region: 1-852 (283 amino acids)
Source: RefSeq, a predicted model, not a curated record
AUGAGUUUGGAGGCAUUCCGCUGGUAUGAGUUGGUACAGGUCUGUACCGAGUUAGGAAUAGAUUUCGGGCAGAGAAAAAGAAAGCCGCACAAUAUAGAACUUAUUGAGGCCGAAAAGGUCAGCGUUGAGGAGUUCACAGAGGCUCUGGGGGAGGUUCGCGGAAGGGAACUGGAUGUGCUCGAGAGCAAAAAGCGGGCCGAAGAGGAGGAACGCAGGAGGCGGGCCGACGCGGAUGCUUUAGAAAGGUCAAGAUGGGAGCUCGAGAAACGCGAGUAUAAGCGCGAAAUGGAGCGGCUCGACUACGAAUUCGAGCAGCUCGAGCUCGCGAAGAAAGCGCGGGAGUUAGAGGCUCUUUUUCGGGCGGCAACAGGCGUUGAAGGGGUGACAGGGAAGGCGUGUCAGCGAAAGGAGAAAGUGGAAGCUGGGGACACAGAGUUGACCGGAGACCAGCGUCUCUCUCCCGACACGACCGUCGCCGUUCUUCGCAAGUCCGACCCGAACUCCGAGCGGCGGGACGGUGAAAGUGACGUGGAAGCAGCAACAGAAGUGGUGUGUCAGGAAAAGAGGAAAAUGGAAGCUGGGGACACCGAGGUGACCGGAAACCAGCGUGUUUCCUCCAACGCGACCGACGCUGUUCCACGGAAGACCGACGCCGUUCCACACAAGACCUACCCAACAGCUGAGCUGCGGGAGGCUGAGAGUGAUCAGGAUCACAGGAAAGAAGAGAAGGCUCUUCGGGCGUCCAGCGGCGGCUUCCCGGAUGACGAAGGCGACGCCAAGACAGAGACAACGCUGGGGGUAGCCCAGCCAGCUCAUGGAGAGCAGCGCCGAGAUGCAGGAAACGGCUGUUAA